CAAAAAACAUCCAUCUUUCUUCUGCAAAUCAAGCAAACGUAACAAGAAGAAGAAGAAGAAUAAAUGGCAAGCAACACCGAGAAGAUGUCAUACAGCGCCGGCGAGGCCAAGGGCCAAGCUCAGCAGGAGAAGGCGAGCGGGAUGAUGGACAGGGCGGCGGACGCGGCACAAUCAGCAAAGGAGUCGGUUCAAGAAGCAGGAGGGCAGAUCAAGGCCAAGGCUCAGGGAGCUGUUGAAUCGGUCAAGGAUGCCACCGGGAUGAACAAAUCUAACUGAUGAUGAAUCAGAUCCCAUCAUAAUCCGCCCUCGCGCCAAAAAUAAAAACAAAAUAAAAUACUAGUAUAUACACGAGAUUGGAUAGAUUAAUCACAUGUGUUAUUUUUUUUUUUUUCCUUCGGCUUCUUUUUCCGGCCAUGGUCGGUUUACUUUGCUAG
Molecule: messenger RNA, 434 nt
Organism: Linum tenue
Lineage: Eukaryota; Viridiplantae; Streptophyta; Magnoliopsida; Malpighiales; Linaceae
Source: the annotation of a GenBank genome assembly